Rosa rugosa (rugosa rose) is the source of this 2457-nucleotide messenger RNA. RefSeq lists its product as uncharacterized. Bases 202 to 2256 code for a protein of 684 amino acids. The transcript is spliced from 5 exons. Lineage: Eukaryota; Viridiplantae; Streptophyta; Magnoliopsida; Rosales; Rosaceae. The record is from RefSeq and is a predicted model, not a curated record.
CUCUGCUUUCCUCUUCGUUUUGGUACCAAUAUAUAUAUAUUUUUUUUCCGGUUUCAAUUUCAAUUUCAAUUUCAAUUUCAAUUUCAAAACCCUCUCCCCAAAAUCGGCCUCCAAAUCGGUCCCAAAGCUCCCUCCUUUCUGGGUUUCACUGUCCUGAUGAGCUAGGGAUUCAUCGGCUUCAUCAAAGUAGCAGAUGAAACAAUGAGAGGGGCAAAAUCAUCAAGAGUCUUUCCUGGGCUUGGAAGAUGUUCUGGGAAAACGCCUGUAGAAAGUUGCAAGGUUAAUAAGGGUGUUAGCAAAGUUGAGAUCAUCGAUCUUGACGACGAUGAUGAUGUCAUUGACAUCGAUGAUAUCGAGCAGCCACAAUCUCGAGGUUCCAGUACAUUGAGACAAAACAGAGAAUUUAGUACUGUCAUUGAUAUAGAUGAUGACGAUGAUGCAAGUAGUGACACCGAUACCGUAAUUUCUGUUGAAGAGGUUGGGGACCUGGACAGUGAUGCCACCUCUAGCAAAAGUUGGUUCCCCACUUCUAACUAUAGGCGGAGUUCCUUACGCUCAGAUGGAGAUGAAUGUGAAGUUGUCCAGGAAAAGGGUUUUCCAUCCAAGGGGUCAAAAGGCAAGCAAACCCAUUCUGGGACAGCUCCCCGUAGAUAUGGUUAUGGUUUAUAUUCUGAGUCUGAGUCCGCUUCCUCUGAUACUGAUUAUUCUGAUUGUGAGUUAAUAGAAGGUUCAGUGCUUCAUGAACAUUGGAAAAAAGCUUCCCAAAAGAGAAAACAUGUUGUUCAUAAUUGUCAGCCGGGUCCAGAGGAUCAAGCUAGUGGAUCUGGAUCUCAUGGUGAUACUGUUGAUGUGGAGAAUAGGUCAGAACAGCAUGCAGAGGCUCCUGUUUGUUCAAGUUCAGAGCAUGGAAAUUAUGAAAAAGAAAGCCCUCCGGACAUGGGAACUCAUGAUGACCACUUUGAUGGUAGUUCUUUUGAGGCCAAAAUGAAAACUUCUUCUGUGGAGUCCAAUCAGAAUGUUGCUAAGGAUAGUUUUCCAUGUGCAAAACCAGGGUCAGCUAAAGAAACAGAAAGCAUACAUAGGAAUGAUGAUUUUCAGCAUGUAAGAGGCAGAGUCCCAGAAGAUCCUCUUAGUUGUAAGUCGCAAGCUGUUCAUAAUGAUGGCAUCUCUGGUUCUGGGAAUGAAGAAGAGCAAAGUCCUGAAGAGCAUUCCUCGCGGUCCACGGAAGAACUAGCUGGGAAACAAUCUAAACAUUUUAUGCAUAAUGAACAAAAGCUCAGGGAUGAAACUUGUUUCUCCGAUUCUUUACCAAGGUUUUACAAUGAUCGAAGAAGCUCUGGGGUAUUGAAUGAAGAGCUUUCCUGCAAGAACCAACAUUCUGGUGAAGUGCUUACUGACCACGGCAGAGUUGAUUUAGGAGGCAAGGACGAUGACUUUCAGAAAGGAUCUAGUUUUGAGGAAAAGGUGAAAUUAGUUCCUGGGCAGCCACUCAAUGAAACACAUGUGGAUUGUGGGAUUUCUGAAGAUGACCUUGGAGCUGUUCCUAGAGAAAGUAAAGUGUCUGUGGAUAAAUCAGAAAUAAGUAAUGAAAAAGAUGUUUCACAGGAGAGAGUGGGGGCAGAUUCUGAGGUGGUAUCUUUCUGCAACACUUCAUCCAACAGAAGUAGUUCUGCAAGUGGGAAUCAAUCAUCUGAAGCAAGGGAGCAGUUAUGUGCUCAAGGUGUUAAUGUUACUCCUGUUCAAAACAAUAUUAUCACUGAUCGUGAAAAGCUCAAGGAAACUGAUGAAUACAAGCAAGCAAUGGAAGAAGAAAUGGAAUCCAGGCGGCAAGUCUUACAAAUUCAGGCAGAAGAGGCACAGAGAUUGCGUAAGAGGAAAAAAGCUGAAAGCAUGCGCUUAUUGGACAUGCAGAGAAGGCAAAAGCAACGCGUGGAAGAAGUUAGAGAAACUCAAAAGAAGGAUGAAGAAAAUUUGAACAUGAAAGAGAAACUUCGUGCUGAAGUAAGGAAGGAACUCAACAGAUUGGAAUCGUCAUGCAAUAGCAUGGCUUCUUUGCUUCGCGGCUUGGGAAUACAAGUGGGGUCAGGUGUGCAUCCUUUGCCACAGGAGGUGCAUGCAGCUUAUAAACGGGCAUUAUUGAAAUUUCACCCUGAUCGGGCAUCAAGAACUGACAUCCGCCAGAUGGUUGAAGCUGAGGAAAAAUUUAAGCUUAUAUCUCGCAUGAAGGAGAAACUUAUAUCAACUACGUGGUUCUGAACACAAGUUAUGAUUUUGUUUCAACUUACUGGUUUCUAACUGCAGGAGCUAAAGGUAUUUUUUUUUUUGGCUGUGGAUGCAUUUGCCACAAGUUGUCAGUGCACUUGGCAUUUUUGAGCCCGAUUUGAUGAAUAUCCAUUGUAAAACAGUUGUAGUUAGCCAAAGGAAAUCAUUGAUUCAAAUUUGAGAAUGUUAACCCGA